AUGGGAGGUGUCGGCAAAACUACCCUUGCCCAGCUUGCCUACCACGACGACAGAGUGAAGAAUCAUUUUGAUCUGAGGGCUUGGGUUUGUGUUUCUGAUGAUUUUGAUGUUUUGAGGAUAACAAAAACGCUUCUACAGUCAAUUGCUUCUUAUGCCCGUGAGAUCAAUGAUCUAAAUUUGCUUCAAGUCAAGCUGAAAGAGAAAUUGUCUGGAAAGAAGUUUCUGCUUGUUCUAGAUGAUGUCUGGAACGAGAACUAUGACAAAUGGGAUAGGUUGUGCACCCCUUUACGAGCAGGGGGACCCGGCAGUAAGGUUAUCAUCACUACUCGCAACAUGGGUGUCGCGUCACUUACCAGAACGGUUUCGCCUUACCCCCUGCAGGAGCUGUCAAAUGAUGAUUGUCGGGCUGUGUUUGCGCAGCAUGCAUUGGGAGCAAGGAACUUUGAAGCUCAUCCGCACGUGAAAAUAAUUGGAGAGGAAAUGGUGAACAGAUGCAGGGGCUUGCCUUUGGUCGCAAAGGCCCUGGGAGGCAUCUUGCGAAAUGAACUAAACCAUGAGGCAUGGGACGAUAUAUUGAAGAGUAAGAUAUGGGAUCUACCAGAAGAGAAAAGUGGUGUUCUUUCAGCUCUCAAAUUGAGCUAUCAUCACCUCCCAUCUCAUCUGAAGCAGUGCUUUGCUUACUGCGCUAUUUUUCCCAAGGGAUAUGAAUUCAAAAAGGAUGAAUUAAUCCUUUUAUGGAUGGGAGAAGGAUUUCUGCAGCAAACAAAAGGGAAGAAGCGAAUGGAGGACUUAGGUUCCAAAUACUUCUCAGAGUUGUUAUCAAGGUCAUUCUUUCAACAAUCAAGUGACAUAAUGCCGAGAUUCAUGAUGCAUGAUCUCAUCCAUGAUUUGGCUCAAUCUAUUGCCGGAAAUGUAUGUUUCAAUUUGGAGGAUAAGUUGGAGAAUAAUGAAAAUAUUUUUCAAAAGGCUCGCCAUUUGUCAUUCAUUCGUCAGGCCAAUGAGAUCUUCAAAAAAUUUGAAGUUGUCGAUAAAGGGAAGUAUCUUCGAACUUUUCUAGCUUUACCUAUCAGUGUAUCAUUUAUGAAAAGUUUGUCAUUCAUAACUACCAAGGUGACACAUGACCUCUUAAUGGAAAUGAAAUGCUUACGGGUACUAUCUUUAAGUGGCUAUAAGAUGAGUGAGCUGCCGAGUUCAAUUGAUAAUUUGAGUCAUCUACGAUAUCUCAAUCUAUGUCGCUCUUCAAUUAAAAGGUUACCUAAUUCAGUAGGUCAUCUGUAUAAUUUACAAACCUUAAUAUUACGAGAUUGUUGGAGUCUCACUGAGAUGCCUAUGGGGAUGGGAAAUUUAAUCAACCUUCGACAUCUUGAUAUUGCUGGGACAAGUCAAUUACAAGAGAUGCCCCCACGAAUGGGCAGCCUGACAAAUUUGCAAACAUUGUCUAAGUUUAUUGUGGGGAAAGGUAAUGGGUCGAGCAUACAAGAAUUGAAGCACUUGUUGGAUCUUCAAGGAGAACUUUCCAUUCAAGGAUUGCAUAAUGCGAGAAAUACUCGAGAUGCAGUGGAUGCUUGUUUAAAGAAUAAGUGCCACAUUGAAGAACUAACAAUGGGAUGGAGUGGUGAUUUUGAUGAUUCACGAAAUGAAUUGAAUGAAAUGCUUGUGCUCGAGUUGCUGCAACCUCAAAGAAAUCUGAAAAAGCUCACAGUUGAGUUCUAUGGAGGACCAAAAUUCCCAAGCUGGAUAGGGAAUCCUUCAUUCUCAAAAAUGGAGUCCCUGACCCUUAAAAAUUGUGGAAAAUGCACAUCGCUACCGUGUCUUGGACGACUAUCUCUACUCAAAGCCUUGCGCAUUCAAGGAAUGUGUAAAGUUAAAACCAUAGGUGAUGAAUUUUUUGGGGAGGUCUCUCUUUUCCAGCCUUUUCCAUGCUUGGAGUCUCUAAGGUUUGAGGAUAUGCCAGAAUGGGAAGACUGGUCUUUUUCUGAUAUGGUUGAGGAAUGUGAAGGAUUAUUUUCUUGCCUUCGAGAGCUUAGAAUAAGGGAAUGUCCCAAACUGACUGGAAGCUUGCCCAAUUGCCUACCUUCCCUGGCAGAGCUCGAAAUUUUUGAAUGUCCAAAGUUGAAGGCUGCACUUCCAAGACUUGCAUAUGUUUGUAGCUUAAACGUUGUAGAAUGUAAUGAGGUUGUGUUGAGAAACGGGGUUGAUCUGAGCUCCCUCACUACGCUAAACAUUCAGAGAAUUUCCAGAUUAACUUGUCUAAGGGAAGGAUUUACCCAGCUGUUAGCAGCCCUUCAAAAACUGGUGAUAAGAGGAUGUGGGGAGAUGACGGCUUUGUGGGAGAACAGAUUUGGAUUAGAAUGCCUCCGGGGUCUUGAAAAGUUGCCCCAAACUGGAGUCAUUUCCAGAGAUGGGCUUGCCACCGAUGCUGAGAAGUCUCGUGCUGCAGAAAUGCAAGACUCUGAAGUUACUACCUCACAAUUACAACUCAGGUUUCCUUGA
Molecule: messenger RNA, 2493 nt
Organism: Vitis riparia (riverbank grape)
Lineage: Eukaryota; Viridiplantae; Streptophyta; Magnoliopsida; Vitales; Vitaceae
Product: putative disease resistance RPP13-like protein 1
Exons: 2
Coding region: 1-2493 (830 amino acids)
Biological process (GO): defense response to other organism
Molecular function (GO): ADP binding
Source: RefSeq, a predicted model, not a curated record